AUGGUAGAAUCUGAUCCUUCUUUUAAAAUCAAAGUAGUAAUUGGGGAAAUUCAAUCUCGCUUUGGGUAUACGAUAAGUUAUCGAAAAGUGUGGUUGGCAAAGCAAAAGACAAUUGAAAAUGUAUUUGGUAAGUGGGAAGCCUCAUUUGAAGCUUUGCCGCAAUGGUGCAUAGCAAUGUGUGAUGCUGAUCAAGGUUCUAUUGUGAAAUUAGAUGUUGUACAGGCUUAUCGCAAUGAUGAAUUGGUUCCUAAUGUUCAAAUAUUUCAGCGAGUGUUUUGGACUUUUGGUCCCUCCAUUAGAGCAUUCUGCCAUUGCAAGCCACUUGUGCAGGUUGAUGAGACACAUUUAUAUAGAAAAUACAAAGGAGUUCUACUAGUUGCUGUUGCACAAGAUGGAAAUCAGAAUAUAUUGCCGAUUGCAUUCGCUGUAGUUGAGGGUGAGAUAGCAGAUGCUUGGAGUUUUUUCCUAGAAAAUUUACGAAAAUAUGUCGUUACUAAAGAUGGCGUUGGGUUGAUUUCUGAUCGUCACAAGUCAAUUAUAGCAGCAAUCAGAAGAAGUAAUGGCCAGUGGGAACCUCUAAGAGCAUUCCACAUGUAUUGUAUCAGGCACAUUGCUGCAAAUUUCUUGCGUAGAUUCAAGACUCCCAACUUGCAUAAACUUAUUGUUCGGAUGGAUAAUAAACUUGAUUUUUGUUACUCAAGAACUGAACAUGAAUUUAAUAUUCAUUAUCAACGAUUACGGGAGCGUGGACAAGAUUAUGAAGACUGGCUUAGUGAAAUACCAAGAGAAAAGUGA
Abrus precatorius (Indian licorice) is the source of this 795-nucleotide messenger RNA. RefSeq lists its product as uncharacterized. Lineage: Eukaryota; Viridiplantae; Streptophyta; Magnoliopsida; Fabales; Fabaceae. Bases 1 to 795 code for a protein of 264 amino acids. The record is from RefSeq and is a predicted model, not a curated record. The transcript has 2 exons.